CGUCGACAUGGACCACGCCCAGCUGCUUGAGCAGCGUCUGCAGCAAAUUAAUUUCGCCGAGUGUCUUUUGCAGCAGCCCGCGGACUUGGCCAAGUGCUUGAAAGCCAAGACGACAACGCAGAAAAGAAACCAAUCGACAAACUGGAGAAAAUACCAGCUAAGCGAUAAAUCUAUGAAAUUAUUAGCAACGCCAAAUGAAAUCGAAGGGAAACGUGAGAAAGGACCAGGGGGAGUAGGAGAGGGAAGGAGAAGGAGCAGUGGAUGCCAGUCGAUUUCAGCGAUGCUUGGAGAGUUCUUGAUAAAUGGCAACUGAGAAAUCGCAUUUGGAGUCUCAGCUGCCAGGAGAUGGAACGAGAGUGUGUGUUUGUGUGUGGGGUUAAUUGAAUUUAAUUGCCCACUUAAUGGUGCAAUAAGCUGAGUGCAAGCACAAGAAAAGAAAGUAAAUCUUGCGUGGAACUUGACCA
Molecule: messenger RNA, 464 nt
Organism: Drosophila innubila
Lineage: Eukaryota; Metazoa; Arthropoda; Insecta; Diptera; Drosophilidae
Exons: 2
Coding region: 8-313 (101 amino acids)
Source: RefSeq, a predicted model, not a curated record